AUGGGAUGGGAGUGCCGGGGCUAUGGAAAAAGAAGGAGCCAAAAAAAUCUUCGAAAGGUCUCUCGAGAAAGUCAUCUUAAAACUUUGAAGAGUCGAUAUACCGGUUAUGAAGAUGCAGACAAAGAGAAUUUGUCGUCAACAAUAAUGAAAAAUAAACACAUCGAAGGAAGAAAGCAGGCAAACACUAUGUCAAAUACACAUUCAUCAAACGAUGAUGAUGAGAUCCAAUCAUUGUCACGGCUGGUAAGUAAGAGUCGUCGACGACGACGUCUACCCGAUGGUAAACCAUACGGUGGUGGUGCUGGUCGUAUGACUAAAAUGAUGGAACACAAGUUGGCAGAACAUUACGGUCUCGCAAUUCGACAAAGUAGUGAAUUAGCUAAAGACCUCAACGAGAAUGAUGCUGUAAUAUUAAUCGAACGAAAUUGCCGUGGUGCAUUUUUGCAUAACAUGAAGCAGAGCGAUCGAGAACUUCAACAUGCUCUGUGUCCAAAAGGACCUGAGUCCUGUUGUUCAUAUCAAAAAGAUAAAUAUCUUUCACCAAACGAAAAAACUGAUCCUGUCAAAGAUCACAAACGACUUGAUGCGGUAAGUGCGACUGUUUUUCUUUUACUUCACAUCACGGUUUGAUAAUGGUUCACAGAUUGUUCUCGAGAUCCUUUCUCCAAUGAUUGAUGCGCUGACUAAUCCAAUGCUGUUGUGACGGUGUCUACGAGGAGCUACGCAAAAUGCAAACGAAUCCAUAAAUCCCGUUGUGUGGUCGAUUCUGCCAAAAGCAAAAUAUCAUGGCUAACGAUCGAUACGAGGUGCUGCAGCAAUUUCAUCGCUAUUUUUCAACCGUGGUCGAUCAGGACUUAUCAAAUUUUUCGAUGAAAUUGGCAUUUCGAUCACAGACGAACUAUUGGCUGCUCUUUUGGGAAAAGAUUACAAGCGAAUGGAAAAAGCUGCGUAUAAUACUCAACGAAACGAGAUUAUCAAACAAAAAAAAGAAGAGCAGCGAUUUGAAGCAGAGAUGGCAGAGGAUAAAGAAACACACUAUGGUGCCGGAAUGUUCUAAAUCGUAGUCUUUGUUGAGUAGGAAUAAAAAUAAGCAUAUUUCGUACAUCAAAUGAAAAAAAGUUGUCGUCUGCUGGUUCAACUCCCUUUGUUCAUUCCGAAACGCUGCGCACGUUAUUUUAAAUUGAAUAACCGGACAGCUCAAUAGUAAUCGAAAGGCAUUUGUCCUCAUUGGUUAAGUCAAACCAGACUCCGUAAUAAAAUCCGUUAGUAUUAUAUGGAAGAGAGAAAAAAAUUGAAAAAAAAAACAACUUUUCUCAGGACAGCAUUUUUAAACGACAAUAAAACAAGGCUUUUACCAAUAAAAUAAAGUGAUAUCGAGAAAUAUGACCGAUAGAAAAGUUGUAGCCCUUGAAAUUCUCUAUUCAAUCAUAUGUAAAACAAUUUUUUAUG
This is a messenger RNA of Didymodactylos carnosus, 1449 nucleotides long. NCBI's taxonomy places the organism in Eukaryota, Metazoa, Rotifera, Eurotatoria, Philodinida, Philodinidae. The record is from the annotation of a GenBank genome assembly.